AUGCAAUUAAAGCAAACCGAAGGUAGUGGUGGCCCUUUGGCAGAUCAAGUAACAAUGCCGGAAUCUAAAACCUCCCGCGCCGAGUUCACCCGGCAGUCGUCGACUCUGCCUUUCGGUCAACCCGUAUCCUUGUCUUCGAUAUCCGGCCCUACGUAUGUCACCGGCCAACUACUCGUUCAGCAAAUUGCCUACACCUUGUCCGAUAAAAUCUUCUCAUACUCCCCUGAGACAUUCGACCUCGAUGUUGCCGUGAAGGAUUGGGCUCAAAUUGGAGAGAAGAACAUUCAUGGAUAUCCUACUACUGUCUUGCCUCUUCAGACUCGUUCCGGCGCUGGCGCUUUUGCCCUUGGUUAUAUCUUCUCGAAAGACUUCGAUUUAAGCAAGAGAAAUAUUCCUCAAACUCUGUUGGCACCAUCACUUAGUUUGCGCCAUCUCCGUUCGGCCUUAGACCAGUUGGCUUUACUGUAUGGAGUUGCGAGCCCCUUCGUCGCCCAUGUAGCCGCUACUGAUUAUGUUGCCGAUGCGGGUCUUGUUGCAGAAUAUGGCACGGCCCUACAACUUUCCGAAGAGCUCGGACUAGGUCUUAUAUCAAGUGGUUCCGCAUAUGAGGCACAGCACAUCUCGCUCUUUGCCACGUUGAUGGCUAAGAUAUUACCGACUAUUCAUGUUUACGAUGGUGUUCGUACAUCCCGUGAGACAUUGAGAGUCAUCGAUGCUUUGAGCCAAACCGGUACCGCCGAUAUCUUUAAGAAGAUCUCUAAGACGGCUGAAACCUUGAACAGCCGCCUCGACAGUGCUGGUAAAGUUUUAGAACUCCUCCAGGCUUUUAACGAUGAGCUUGGCACUGAUUACGAGCCGUUCGAAUACGUCGGUCACGACGCCGCCGAAGCCGUCUAUGUUGUUUUCGGCAGCGUCGAGGCUCAACUUGCCAAGCAGGUCAUACCCAAGUUGGCAGCUGAUGGAAUCAAGGUGGGAGCCGUUAUCGUCCGAAUUUACAGGCCCUUCAUCGAAGAGGCCUUUAUCAAAGUGCUCCCUGCUUCUACAACGCAUGUCGCAGUUCUGGGACAAGUCCCGAACGAACCCGCCGUGUCCGACGCUUCAGUCCAAUCUAUCUUGUAUUCGGAUGUCUUGACUGCAAUUUCAUUCUCGAGCAAAUGGGACUCGACUCCUAUUGUGACAGAUGUAAAGUAUGCAGCAUCGCAUGCGUUUACCCCGUCUAGCUUUGCUGCCACAGUUACUCAGGCUACGCUUAAGAAUCCGGUUUCCAGUAUCCAGUUGCCGCAGCUCGAGUCUGUAGAACAGUACAUAUUUUGGGAUACCGAUGAUUCGGUUGCUCUCAUUGCCCCCACUGUCGUUGGCAGCCUUUUGUCGCGAGAUUCCACUACUAAUGUCUAUUUCAACGAAUCCCACGAUAAUUUGGUUCAAGGUGGUGUUGUUCGAUCUGAUCUUAGAACCUCUAAAAUCACGAUUGAUGCGCCUUUCGCAGCUGAAGACGCCGACGUCGUUCUAGUGGGCGACGAGAAGCUGCUGAAGGAUGUGGCCGCGUCCCAAAGCGUCAAGGAUAAUGGCAAGUUGAUCCUCAAGUUGCCCAACUUCAAGGAUGAAGAUGUCGAAAAGCGGAUCCCCUCUACUAUUCGCAAGGAUGUGCAAGAGAGGAACAUCUCACUUUACGUACUGGACUCUUCUUCGUCUCCGGCUUUCGAGACCGAUUCCAAUGCUGCGAGACUAUUGGUUGAGCUCGCUUUCCUCAAGAUCGCAAAACCCGACCUUAAACAAGAAAUUCUAGAGAAGUUGGCUACGCUUGAAGCUAAUCUUCCUACUCUAGAAGAAUGUCUUGAUGCUUUAGACAAGUCUCUCAAACACCUCGAAGUCCCAGAAUCCUGGGCUGAGAACGCCAAUGACGCAACACAAAUUCUCCCCCAGGCCUUGAAGACAAAUAGCUUUGCUACGUUUGAUAAGCAAGAGUCGGAGCAAGAUUUACAGCUUAGCAGCUGGGAGUCUGCUGCUAAGGGUCUCGUUUUCAAAGAGGCAUACAAUACCGACAUUUCUCUACGACCAGACUUAACUGUCCAGACAUACACGAUUCACGUUAAAGAGAAUCGCAGGCUUACACCUGGGACUUAUGAUCGAAACAUAUUCCAUAUUGAAUUUGAUCUAGGAAACUCUGGUCUUACGUACAAAAUUGGAGAAGCUCUUGGAGUACAUGCAGACAAUGAUACUGAUCUGGUCAGCGAGUUCAUCGAGUCCUACGGCUUGAGUGCAGAUGACCUUGUUCAGGUACCUUCGAGGGAUGAUCCUAGUGUUCUAGAGACAAGGACCGUCUAUCAAUCGCUGGUGCAGAACAUCGACAUUUUUGGCAAGCCUCCUAAGCGAUUUUACGAAUCAUUAGCCGAAUUUGCUACCGACGAGCUCGAGAAAAAGAAAUUGGCCUCUCUUGGUACUCCGGAAGGUGCUGAAGAAUUCAAACGGCGAACAGAGGUCGACACCAGUACUUUUGCCGACGUAUUUGAUGAAUUCAAAUCCGCUCACCCCAGCUUCCCUGAGCUCGUUCGUUUAGUUGGGCCUCUAAAGCGUCGCGAGUACUCGAUCGCCUCUGCUCAAGCGGUAACACCGAAUGCAGUUGCCCUCAUGAUUGUAGUCGUGGACUGGGUUGAUUCUAAAGGCCGAACACGUUACGGUCAAGCGACUCGCUAUCUCAGUGGUCUUCCUGUCGGAGCCGCCGUUACUGCAUCUGUCAAACCCUCUGUUAUGAAGCUUCCAGUACGUGACGAUGCGCCCCUCAUUAUGGCUGGCCUCGGUACUGGACUUGCUCCCUUUAGAGCAUUCGUGCAAUAUCGCGCAAUGCAAAAAGCUGAGGGCAAGGAUAUCGGCGCAAUUCUCCUAUAUCUUGGUUCCCGCCAUCAGCGCGAGGAGUAUCUCUAUGGUGAGGAAUGGGAGGCGUAUCUGGAUGCGGGUGUUAUCACCCUUCUUGGCGCUGCCUUCUCUCGUGACCAGCCCCAGAAGAUCUACAUUCAAGACCGCAUGCGCCAGACUAUUAGCGACAUCAUCAAGGCAUACAUAGAACAGGAAGGCUCAUUCUACCUCUGCGGUCCCACGUGGCCCGUUCCCGAUGUCACCGACGUACUGAAGGAGGCUAUUGCUGCUGAGGCUAAGAUGAGCGGAAAGAAGGUAGAUGCGACGAAGGAAAUCGACCGUCUCAAGGAGGAUGGGCGUUACGUGCUUGAGGUUUAUUAG
This is a messenger RNA of Daldinia childiae, 3234 nucleotides long. RefSeq names its product Sulfite reductase [NADPH] flavoprotein component. Gene Ontology annotation, molecular function: sulfite reductase (NADPH) activity; FMN binding; oxidoreductase activity, acting on the aldehyde or oxo group of donors. Gene Ontology annotation, cellular component: cytosol. The coding region runs from base 1 to 3234 and encodes 1077 amino acids. The record is from RefSeq and is a predicted model, not a curated record. NCBI's taxonomy places the organism in Eukaryota, Fungi, Ascomycota, Sordariomycetes, Xylariales, Hypoxylaceae. The transcript has a single exon.